Darwinula stevensoni is the source of this 3872-nucleotide messenger RNA. The record is from the annotation of a GenBank genome assembly. NCBI's taxonomy places the organism in Eukaryota, Metazoa, Arthropoda, Ostracoda, Podocopida, Darwinulidae.
AGGUUCAGUAAAUCUCAGGUCUUGGUUGGAAUUGCAAAAGCUCUUUGACUUCAGGAGAAGGCCCAUACUAAUCUUCAGAAUGGGUGUUCCAGCAUUCUUCAGGUGGCUCACUCGCAAGUAUCCAUCAGUCAUCGUGUAUUGUGUAGAAGAGAAGGCACAACAGGUGGAUGGAGUGACUAUUCCAGUUGACACAUCUAAACCAAACCCUAAUGAAAUAGAAUUUGACAAUCUUUAUCUUGACAUGAAUGGCAUCAUUCAUCCUUGUACUCAUCCUGAGGACAGGCCUGCUCCAAGAGAUGAAGAUGAAAUGAUGAGGGCCAUCUUUGACUUCAUUGAUAGAAUCUUUAGCAUUGUGAGACCAAGAAAGCUCCUUUACAUGGCCAUUGAUGGAGUGGCCCCAAGAGCCAAAAUGAAUCAGCAGAGGAGUCGACGGUUUCGUGCCUCGAAGGAGAGCUGGGAGAAGCAACAGGAAGUGAAUAAUAUCAAGGAGGAACUUCUUGAGAAAGGAGCCCAUCUACCUGAAGAGAAAAACAAAGGUUUCCAUUUUGACAGCAAUUGUAUAACCCCGGGAACUCCAUUUAUGGAUCGACUUGCCAAGUGCCUUCAUUAUUAUAUUCAUGAGCGGCUGAACAAUGACCCAGGGUGGAAAGAUAUCAAAGUGAUUCUUUCAGAUGCUAAUGUCCCUGGAGAAGGAGAGCAUAAAAUCAUGGACUUUAUUCGGAAGCAACGAGCUCAACCUGACCAUGAUCCCAACACCCACCAUGUGCUGUGUGGGGCUGAUGCUGAUCUCAUUAUGCUUGGUCUUGCAACUCAUGAACCCAAUUUCACCAUUAUCAGGGAGGAAUUCAAGCCCAACAAACCACGACCCUGUGACAUCUGUAGUCAGUUGGGGCAUGAGAUGCAGGAGUGCCAGGGCCUUCCCAAGAAUCGACAGGGAGAACAUGAUGAACUCCCUCCACCAGUGUAUGCUGAGCAAAAGUACAUCUAUGUGCGGCUAAAUGUCCUUAGAGAAUACCUGGAACGAGAGUUGAACAUGCCAAACCUUCCAUUCAAGUUUGACCUAGAGCGUGCUAUUGAUGACUGGGUGUUUAUGUGCUUCUUUGUUGGGAAUGACUUCCUUCCCCACCUGCCAUCCCUGGAGAUCCGAGAAGGAGCCAUAGAUCGUCUAGUCUCCCUUUACAAGAAGGCAGUCUACAAGACUGGUGGCUAUGUGACAAAUAGUGGUCUGGUAAACAUGAUGCGUGUGCAGCUCAUCAUGACAGACCUGGGCCAGGUGGAAGAUGAGAUUUUCCGGCAGAGGCAGGCUCGAGAACAAGAGUACAAGCGAAGGGAAAAGGAGAGGAAGAAAAGAGAGAAGUCUUUGUCAUCAGUCGCUCCUGCAUUUAUCCCUGGUGGACAAUUUAAUCCAGUAAUGGGAAGAGCCCAGAUGCAUCAAUCUACCUCAAAUCGAGCUGUGGCUCAGGAGCUUCGUGCAUCCAUGCGAGACAAUCAUUCUGAGUCUGGAGAAAGAGGUACAAAGAGGAAGCUGGAGGACACAGAGCGUGUGAAGGAAGACGAAGACGAAGAGCCGCAUGAUGAAGUGCGAUUAUGGGAAGAGGGUUUCAAGGAGCGAUAUUAUGAGAGCAAGUUUGAUGCUCCUUCUGAUGACCCCAUGUUCCGUUUCCGUGUUGCUCAGGAAUAUGCCCAUGGUCUUUGCUGGGUUCUUCGAUACUAUUAUCAGGGUUGUCCAUCUUGGAAAUGGUAUUAUCCAUACCAUUAUGCACCCUUUGCCUCUGACUUUGUGGAACUGGAAGCCAUUGACACAGAAUUUGAAGAGAAUACUGAGCCUUUUCGCCCCUUGGAGCAGUUGAUGGGCGUGUUCCCUGCAGCCAGUCGUGCACACGUACCUGAACCUUGGGCUGAUCUCAUGGUCAAUCCUGACUCUUCAAUCAUUGACUUUUAUCCCACUGACUUCAAAAUUGAUCUGAAUGGGAAGAAGUUUGCAUGGCAGGGAGUGGCACUCCUUCCAUUUGUCAAUGAAAUGAGGUUGAAGCUAGCUCUUGAAUCAUUCUAUGAUCUUCUCACUGAUGAUGAGAAGAGGCGAAAUGUGAAAGGAGAGGCCGUUCUGUAUGUGAAUGAUUCACACACUGGAUUCUCAUUCAUGGCUGGUCUUUAUGAAGGCGAUUCUUGCCGAGAUCAAGAGCGAGAGUAUGAGCUGAACCCUAAGCUCUUUCAGGGCAUGGCUGGUCAUGUGCUGCUGUCACCCAAUGUUGUUGAACCUGGCGGAUUGCUUGAAAGCCCUGUGGAUGGGUUGGAAAGUGUUAAACAGAACCAUACCCUCUGCCUCCAGUACAUGGACCUCAAAUAUCCUCAUGGAUUCAUUUUUCCUGCUGUCCGGCUUCCUGAUGCCAAAGACCCACCUCGUACAUUGAAGGCAUAUGGCUUAAGCCACGAAGAGAACAGGAACUACCGUCCCAUGUUAGGCUUCAAUUCUUCAAGGCAACAGGCUUAUCUUAACCCAGCUGGCCAUCGAUUUGUCAGAGGCUCCAUGGGUCGACCAGAUAAUUCCCCUCGAGCCCCACUUUACCGUAACGCCCCUCCACUCAUGGGGCAAGUCACAAUCCCUGAUGAUCAACGAGCAGCUCAACUCAUCAUGGGAGCCAUCCGACAUGCUGGUGGUCAGGAAGUCGAUGGGAAAGAGACCAAGAGCGAGGGCUCUACUAUCAGGGGCGCCCUAGCAAUCAAUGGGGAAGGGACCAGGAACGAGGUCUCACCCAUCAGGGUCACUCAAGUGGUCGAUGGGAGAGAGACCGAGAACAAUCCCAGUUUCAUCGGGGUGGGUAUUCAACUCAAGGAAGGCAGUCGGAUGGAUAUUGGGGCCCUCCUCAAUCUAGAAGUGCUUCCUGGGGUGGAUCCUACGCAGCCUCCAGUCGAAACCCUCCUUCUUCGAGGGAUCACAUGGCUCCUUGACCUCUCUCCUUCCCCGCCUCCUCCCCGUCUGCAGGCUCCCAUCAAAGAUCAGGAACAGAGUUCUUCAAAGAGCCGUUUGAUUCGCCGCCUAUGCCAGUGCUGUGCGUUAAAUGGAGGAGUGUUUGGUUUGAGUUUGAUUCUUUGGACUGAAGUCCUUCUCCCGGGUAUGGAACGCCUUUCACCCAGUGCCGCCUCUUGGGAAUUCCUUCAACCUCUCCUUCAUACCCUUUUCUCUAUUCUAUGGAUCCUACCUCUCUUCCUUCUCUCCAGACUUGUCAAUUGUCUGUGGUUCCAGGACAUUGCUGACUGGACCUUUUACCAUACCCGUGGAAGGUCAUCUCGUUGGUCCUCCAUAAGUCAACUCAUGGCAGAUUUUCUCUUUAGUGUUGUCAUUCAAACCCUCUUCCUUUUUCAGAGUUAUUUGGUGAGCCUGCUUCCACUGGCAUAUGUUGCUGAGGCGCUUUAUCUACUUCAUUUGUGCUUCCUCUAUUCUCUGUAUGCAUUCGAGUACAAGUGGUUUAGCCUGGGGUGGACACUCCCCCGUCGUCUUUCUUUCAUCGAGAUCAAUUGGCCCUACUUCGUUGGGUUUGGCCUUCCUUUAGCCCUCUUUACGUCUCUACCAGCUUCUUACUUCUUGAGAGGAUGCAUGUUCUCCCUACUCUUCCCAAUCUUCAUCAUUAGUGGACAUGAGGCUACUCCUGUCCUUGACUCCAGUGAUUUUCCUCUACGUUUGUUCUCACCUGUGGUGGCUUUAUCCAAUGCCAUACUCACAACCACCGUGGAAACAUCCAGCAGUGGCAGAAGGAGGCUUGCAAGUCAGCGUGAUCGUCAACAGUGAAAUGUUGCCUGUCUUGUGAUCUUGUGAAAAAUGUUGUUCAGGACUGACUGUGUUGUAGGGGAUAAAAGAGAUCGCAUUUUAUGAA